Molecule: messenger RNA, 2571 nt
Organism: Lymnaea stagnalis (great pond snail)
Lineage: Eukaryota; Metazoa; Mollusca; Gastropoda; Lymnaeidae
Source: the annotation of a GenBank genome assembly
AAUUAAUCUGAAAAAAAAAGUAAUAUUAAGUCUCUUUGAUAAUUGUUCAAUAUUUUAAAACAAAUUGAACAAUUAAAUAAAUAAAUAAUAUCAUACUUCAUCACCUAAAGGUUUUAAUAAUAAAAAGGAAAAUUAAUUUUAACCAGUCGCCUUCUUUCGCACAUCUAGUAGUGAGUUGUCACUUCCUUUUACCCCAGAACUCCUUCUUUUCUAUGCAGGCUCCGAAGAAGGAGGUUGGUAUGAAAUUAAAGUGCUUUUAAUAUUCAGAUUAAGAAUAUUUUCAGUGUUUUCCACCCUAAGUAAAUUUACUUACGGUGACUUUUUCGUCUGCUUUAUAUAUUUGUAUUCUUUAAAAUGAAGAUUUGGGUAUUACAUGUAUGUGGCCUAGUUUAAUUGUAAUUUAGCCACCACGUGGACGUCUUAGGACUGCUUAGUUUGGUAAUAUCGCCCAUUUGCGGCUCGGAAUUAUUUAAGAAAUAUUUAAAUUAGUAGAGCUUUAUUUAUAUUUGGAAUACAUUUAACUGAGUAAUGUCACAAUUUCUGCCCUAAGAAUUGAAUUGGUACAACGUCGUAAAAACAGAAUAAUUGUUUAAUUAGCCCUUCAAACCGGAACAACUGGAUUUUUCCUGGCCGGUUAGGAUUAAGGUGUCCAAUGGUGACCCUUGCACAGAUUGUCUGAAUUUACAGACUUUUUCUAUUCCAAACAGUUUUUGACUAACAUACCGAUACACUUUCCCAGCCAAUAUAUUAUCUUGCUAAUAAAUGGAUGUUUUUUUAAAUUAUUUUCAGUUAACCCUUUAAGAUGCCUGGUAGUGUACCCACGCUUCACAGUAAGACUUACACAACUCCUCGUCGUCCUUUUGAAAAGGAACGACUUGAUCAGGAGUUAAAACUUAUUGGCGAGUAUGGUCUUCGCAACAAACGAGAGGUGUGGAGGGUAAAAUAUACUUUGGGAAAGAUAAGAAAAGCUGCAAGAGAUCUUCUGACACUUGACGAAAAGGACCAAAAGCGACUUUUCGAGGGUAUGUUGUUUUGCAGGCUAUUUUAAAACGAUCAAGUACCAGUGUAAAAAGCCUUACCCAGGAUUUCAGACAUAGCCUUUUUAGGGUACCCGGUAUAGCAGAAAUUACUUAUAAUACAAUUUGUGUCCACUGUAUUUAUGCUAUUAAGCAUGUAGUGUUGACAUGCAGGUUUGGUUUAAUUCUUAAAGAAAAUUAUAUAAUACUUCUGCCAGUGAAAUCAGAGUUCUAAUGUCCCUUUUUUUCUAUUUCUGAUUAUCCUUUCAGGUAAUGCUCUCCUCCGCCGACUUGUCCGCAUUGGUGUGCUUGAUGAGAGCAAAAUGAAGCUCGAUUACGUUUUGGGUUUGAGACUGGAGGACUUUUUGGAAAGACGUCUUCAGACUCAGGUUUUCAAGUUGGGCCUUGCCAAGAGCAUCCAUCAUGCUCGUGUCCUGAUCAGACAGAGACAUAUCAGGUGAGUUGCCUUGACAACAGAUUAAUACCUUUCUGACUGACCUAUGACUAUUUUUUAUAAAUUUAGGAAGCUUCUAAUCUAGAUCAAGAUGGUGGCAUUUUUGUGGUCAAAAUGAACAUCAGAAAUGUUUAACUUCAUGCUCAAAAUAUUUUGUUCACAUUGCAGAUGGUUUCAUUUAUGGGUGCACUGUAUUUGAGUUUUGGCUAUCACUGCUAAACUGGAGAGCAGCUCGACAUUUUGAGCAUGGGUUGCUUAAUGAUGGUUAUACAUUGAUAGGCCACUGAGGUUUAUAAUAGCCUUAUGUCUAUCAGUAGAGUUAUACUGUUCAUAGCAGGUAAUCUAAUGUUCAGAGUGUUGUAUGCUGUUCAUCUUAGUUUGCUAUACUUUUUUGUUUUGGAGUCUGGGUGUUAUUCCUCUAUCAUUUUUAUGUAUAUACAUUUCCCUCCUUUUGCAGAGUACGCAAACAAGUGGUUAAUAUUCCUAGCUAUGUUGUGCGCUUGGACUCACAAAAGCACAUCGACUUUUCUCUGAAAUCACCAUAUGGUGGUGGUCGUCCUGGUAAUUGUUUUUUUUUUUAAAUAGUAAAGUUAAUUUUUUUUUUUUUUUAAACAUUCUUUAGCUCCCUAGUAAUUGUAUGGUCUAGGUACUUAAGUAAAUCUAGGGUCACUUCUAGCAAAUUUGUAAAUUGGGGCUAUGCAAUGGAAUUUUGAGUUUUUUUUGUUGUCAUUUUCAUAAUACAGUAGUUCUUUCGGUCCAUAAUCAUUACGGUCUGAAAAUCAAUUUCGUAACUGAGUUGCUUCCCUUUUCUCGGGAAAAUAAAUUAAGUACGGAAGUAGCACUGCCAGAGGAAAUUAGUAUAAUAAAACUUGAUUUUUUUAAUUUUUUGGGGGGAUUUUUUUUUUUUUCUAGAAGUACUGUACCUAUAUUGUAAAUUAAAAAAAAUAUUUAUAUCAUUUCAAUUUUUCAUUCCCUAGGCCGUGUAAAGAGGAAGAAUGCCAAAAAGGGACAGUCCACUGGUGCUGCAGAAGAUGAAGAUGCAGAAGACUAAGCAGUUUUUCAUUUACUGUUUUGAAGUUUAAUAAACUUAAUGUCUCAGAA